Molecule: messenger RNA, 923 nt
Organism: Tauraco erythrolophus (red-crested turaco)
Lineage: Eukaryota; Metazoa; Chordata; Aves; Musophagiformes; Musophagidae
Source: RefSeq, a predicted model, not a curated record
UGAAGGAGACACUGGACUCCGAGCUUACUACUGGAAUAUGUUCUGGGCCCCAGAAGAUAUGAUUUCUUCUCUUAAAAAAUUAACCCCGGUGGAACAAAAAGAAAUCAGCAGUAAACAAGCAGCUCACAUGUUCAGUCCUUCUAGGGAGGAAGAUUUUGAUCUUGUUACAAUGGAGCUUUUUGUUUCAGAUUCCACAGAAUAUGAUGUGAUGCUAAAAUCAGCAGUAUCCUUUGACCUGUAUGCCAAGCCAGGUAACAACAGGACUCUAACUCUGAUGAAUCCCAAAAAGUCUUUUUAUCAAUGGAGGCUGCGAGUUCCUUCGAACUAUGUGGUGAGACUGGUGGUUAUCACUUUGCAUGGUGUCACUCCAGAGAGCUGUGCAUCGCACCACUUAUCAGCAUACGAUUUCCUUCUUCCUCUGCAGAACAAGAUCAUUAUGAGAUGGUGCGGACCUGGGGCUUGGACUCCUGUUGUACGUUUAACUUCGUCAAGUAAUGUAAUGUUGCUUACCUUCUCACUGGACCGAAGAGAAGAAAGCAACGUAUUAAAAGCUCACUUUCAAGCCAUUCCUAAAAUCAUGUGUGGUGGUCAUUAUAUUUCCUGGAAUGGGACUCUGAGUUCCCCUUAUUACCCAAGUUACUACCCACCAAACAUUGACUGCAGCUGGAUCAUCAGAGCACCUUUGCCUGGCUACAAGCUCUCAUUAAAAAUCCUUGUAAUACAAAUUCAAGAGAAGUCUCCAGGGUCCAGUAAAUGUGAUAAAGACUGGUUAGAAAUUGAUGGGGUUAGAUACUGUAAAGCUCUUUCAGAAAACAACAGGAACAGAGAAUAUGGCUAUUCUGUCGCAAUCAACUUCCAUUCCGAUGAACUGGUCACCCACAGAGGGUUUUAUAUAGAAUACAAAGCCUUCAGUCACACAGACC